AUGAUUGUUGGUGUCAGCCAACAUCACGCCUUCUGUCUGGCCAUAGCUGCUUCAACAUCAAUUGAUCCCAGGCUGUCAGUGUCAACCCUGACCCAAGCCUUCUUUUUGCUGCUGGUCGAUGUUGGAGCCGCAAAUUUUUUUCUCCUGACGACGACGAUGAUGACAACACUCAAGGCUGUGACGCAAGCAACAAUAAGCCCGCGGGCGCAAUUCUCUGUGUUUCUGUGGAUCUGCUCACCGUUUCUUUUCCGUUCAAGCCCCCUUUUUCUUCACCAGCUGGCUUUCACGAUGGAGCAUAUGAUGUCGUCUCCGGCAAACCGGAGCAACCCCAGGGCUACACACAUAACGAUGUAA
Molecule: messenger RNA, 354 nt
Organism: Pochonia chlamydosporia 170
Lineage: Eukaryota; Fungi; Ascomycota; Sordariomycetes; Hypocreales; Clavicipitaceae
Exons: 1
Coding region: 1-354 (117 amino acids)
Source: RefSeq, a predicted model, not a curated record